This is a messenger RNA of Cavia porcellus (domestic guinea pig), 1530 nucleotides long. It is a transcript of the gene Nqo1, whose product is annotated as NAD(P)H quinone dehydrogenase 1. The coding region runs from base 209 to 970 and encodes 253 amino acids. NCBI's taxonomy places the organism in Eukaryota, Metazoa, Chordata, Mammalia, Rodentia, Caviidae. Gene Ontology annotation, cellular component: cytosol. The record is from RefSeq and is a predicted model, not a curated record. Gene Ontology annotation, molecular function: NAD(P)H dehydrogenase (quinone) activity. The transcript is spliced from 6 exons.
CGCCCGCCUCCCGGCCUCUCCACCUCGCGCCAGCGGGGCGACUUCCUGCGACAGCCGGAGACCAGGGCCCGGCCCUGCCCGCAGCAACCCCGACACACCCGGGGCCACACGGGGAAAGGAAAUUAGUGACGCAGGCUGAUUACCUUUGGCCCUCAGGAGAGCACUGAUCAUACUGGCUCACUCGGAGAAGACGUCCUUCAACUAUGCCAUGAAGGAGGCUGCCGUGGAGGCUCUGCAGAGGAAAGGAUGGGAGGUGGCCGUGUCUGACCUCUACGCCAUGAAGUUCGACCCCAUCAUUUCCAGGAAGGACAUCACAGGUGCACUGAAGGACCCUGAGAACUUUCAGUAUCCUGCCGAGUCUGCUCUAGCAUAUAAAGAAAGCCGCCUGAGCCCGGAUAUUGUGACUGAGCAAAAGAAGGUGGAAGAGGCGGACCUUCUGAUAUUUCAGUUCCCACUUCAAUGGUUUGGAGUCCCUGCCAUUCUGAAAGGCUGGUUUGAGCGAGUGUUCACAGGAGGGUUUGCCUACACCUAUGCUGCCAUGUACGACAAGGGGCCUUUCCAGAAUAAAAAGGCUGUGCUUUCCAUCACUACUGGUGGCAGUGAAUCCAUGUACUCACUCAAGGGUAUCCAUGGGGACAUGAACAUUAUUCUCUGGCCAAUUCAGAGUGGCACUCUGCAUUUUUGUGGCUUUCAAGUCUUAGAACCUCAGCUGACAUAUGGCAUUGGGCAUACUCCACCAGAUGUGCGAACUGAAAUCCUAGCGGGAUGGAAGAAACGCCUGGAGAAUAUUUGGGAUGAGACACCUCUGUAUUUUGCUCCAAGCAGCCUUUUUGACUUAAACUUUCAGGCAGGAUUCUUAUUGAAAAAGGAGAUAGAAGAUGAGCAGAAAAACAAUAAGUAUGGCCUUUCUGUGGGCCAUCAUUUGGGCAAGCCCAUUCCAACUGAUAACCAGAUCAAAGCUAGAAAAUAAGAUGUACUUAGGUUUCUAACUUUCAGGCAAAUGUAUUUUUCAGCUUCCUUGACUUGCUUUGAAGAUUUUUUUCCCCAAGAAAUGAACAGAAGGAACAGACUGCCUUUAUAUAUUUUCAAAAAGUCUUACUAUUGAAUGUAACUUAAUAUUUUGGCAUAAGGCCAAAAUCUGUAUGCCAGAGGCCAACUGGGAUAUAAAACAGGCAGAAGUGUUUCCAGAAAGAUGCUGUAUUUUUAAAGAUCAUCUGCAGAGUUUAAUGUCUUCUUUUAGGGCUAAGUCUUUAGGGCUAACUUUGGCUACACAGUACUUAACUCUCCAAUGAUCUAUUUUAAUGACCUCUGUAUGGUUUAUGGCAGAAGGGAAUUCUUAGAGAAAAAAAGUUACUGAAUCUCUCCUUAAGGGACAUAAACUUGUUAAUAGUAGUCUGAUGGUCAUUUAUGAUGGGUACUGAUUUCAGUUACUAUAUACUGGCUAAAAAGCUUCACAUGAAUAUUCCUCAACUUGUUAUAUACAGUACAAAUGCCUUGAAAUGAAUAGUCAAUAAAAGUCUCUUUACUUCA